CCUCGCGGCCCGCGCCACUUCUCCGCCCUCGUCCAUCGAAUAUCUUGCCGUCGCCGGCAAACUCGAACGACCUCCUUUCGCUACCUAACGUCGCACCCGCGUCCGAUUCCCGCCGCGUAACUAACUGCGCUCGAUCUCUACGCGGCAAAGCGUCAUACCGACGUAUACUUGAAAAUACGUCAAUACAUUGCUAAGUAUAUUUUUUGAUAUUGAUAAAUGCACUUGAAUAACUGUUUUCAAUAGUUUUAAAGUAAAUAUAUGUCGGUUUGAUGUAAUAUAGAGCUAGUCGAAGAAUGUUUACUAAUAGAGUGGGAUAGUCGUGAUGCAUUUAGGAGCUGUAUGAAAAAUAAAAUUGGGUAGGUGUAGUACUAGGGUAGUGUGAUGUGGCGAAGCGGGUUAGGGCGAGGAUGGAAAGUAGCGCGGCGAGCGAGGGCGCUGCCAGGAGCGUAGGGCACGUGGAGCAAUGGAUUGCUGCAACUACGGCGAAUACCGCGGCCACGGGCAGUACGGCGGCGCGAGCGCAGGUUGGGAUAGCUACGGGCCGUAUGCACCGCUGCCGUAUGCGCCGUAUGCUCACGGAUACUACGCGCCGCCCGCGCACGAUGCCUACGCCCGUUACUACCGCUACGACUACCCUUCUCACCAUCUGCACCACGCUGAACAUGUUAUGCCCAUGGAUUAUGGUGCCUAUGCGGCAAAGGAGGCGCGCGUGCGCCGCGCUUUGGCUCGCAGGGAGCAGCGGGCACUCACUCCCGCGCUACAACUUCCGCACCCGUCCACGCCUCCUCUAGAAUGUGGAAUAAACGGACGCGGUUCUGGUUAUUGCGAGACACAGAUGUGGCCUCACUAUCAGAUGGGUGUGCUGAACGGUGGUGGAAGUUGGAGCAGCGCCAACGCAGUUAACGGCACGUGGACUUCCCGCAACACGUGCUCACGUGAAAAUAUGCGUUAUCCCUCUGAUUGCCGUUCUAUGAAGGGUCCACAUAUUUAUGCUCAAAAUCCAGCAUGUAUACAAGAUGGAAGAUCAACACCCUUUAGGCCGUACGAUGAGAACUCUUAUGCUGGAGAAAAUGGCAACAGACACGGAAACACGCCCGAGUUUUCGGCAGCCAGAGCCAUGCCUACGGAAUCCACAAGGAUGGUACGAGAUCGUUUCUAUCCAGAACCACGGCGUUCGCCUCCUGAAGAGAAACGGCCGCCAGUGGUGCCCUUGCCCGCCUUUCAGCAAGCAUUUGGCUCGACUGAAAUAGGAAAAUUUGCUGAAGCAUUCAGUCGCACAGAGGUGGCUUUAGAGGAAGUCACGAGCGAUAAUUUUUCUUACGAGUCGUUCGCCGACUGGGAUGUUCCAUCGGAGCCGCAGUGGUCGACUCAACCGACGUCGCGGGAAAUCAAGUGUGAAGAUAACUUUUAGUUGUCCACACUUUAGCUCUAAUUAUUGGCGGUUUCGCCACUUAGCAAAUUAGACAAUUUUUAGUUCCACCACCAUGUUGCCAAAAUGACGUAGUCACGAUGGAAGUUUGAUGUCAUAGAACUUUAGUAUGUGAUAACGAAUUCGUUAUAGUGUGCGAUAAUUAAUCGAAGGGAGUAGUGGUGUGACAUUAUAAAUUCAUAUAUACAUUAUAAAGUAGAAUAUUAAUUACCUAGUUAAUCCCUUUAACUAGUUUUAGAGCGACCUUAAAAGGAAGAGAAACAAUGUUGUUAAGGGAUAUGCGAAUGUUAGGUACUGUAUUACAUAGAGUAACAAUAUGAAUCAUGACUCAAUGUGCCUUUAUUCGGAGAGCCCGGCCGCAGAACGCGCGGCGUCAAUGCCCCAUCCUGCUCCGCGUCACUACGGCUAUCAGAAAUUACAAUAGCAAUUAUAGGGACCAACGUUUAGACAAAUAUAUACAAGAUUUUGUCGCGAGUACAAUUGAUGCGUAAUAAGCCCAACGAAACUUUUGUGGAAUUAUUAUAUCACAAACUAAAUUAAUAGAUACCUACUGUCAUUUCAAUGUCUUAGACCUGUGCAUUUCACGUUAGAUAGAAAAUAUUUUACUAUAUACAUAUUAUUUGCCAUAGUAAUUAAUGUUUCAAUAAUACCUUAGACAGAAUGGUAUUUAACAUCCUGCUAAAAAUGUUAAGAAUUUAUUCAUAAUUUUCUAAACAAGUGAAUAAAUUUUAUAGCGUUCGAAACUAAAUUUAAAAUGAAUAGGUAUUCCUGUAAAAGUACCUGAUGGACAUGGACAAAAUAAGUUUAAAAUAAUAAAUGAAAAAUAAUAUAAUUUCUGAAUAUAAGUCUAAGUCCAGUAAGGCGAUUUAUCACGAAAAUAUUUGAAGGGGCACGGCAGACGUCGCGCGGGAUUACUUAUAUUAACAUUCGAAAUUUUUCAGAAAGUAAUGAAACAAGUCAUGUAUGUAGGUAUAUUUAGGUAGUUAAAUUUGAUAAAAAUUUUAAAGAGAUUACUUAUGAAUAAAUGGCUUUUUAAUUAAAUAUUAGGGGUCCAACAACGUCGAUGUAAAGUGUUUGUUGUGGUUUUAAUUUGUCACAUAGAGAUUACAUCGUCUGAAUCAUAGAAACUGUACCUAUAUGGAAUUUAAAUUAAUUGGUAUUUAAUUGGUUCUUUGUUAUAAUAAUGUUAUCUUGGUUGUUACUUGUAUAAAUACAUACAAUAUAUUACAAGAGUAUUAUAUUCAAAAUAAACGGAUUAACUAUACGUUUCUAUUAGUUGUGUCUGUGAUAAACAUUAUUUUGUAGGACAACAAAUAAAAUGAAAUGUUAAUUUUUGAGUUUAUACCAAUAUAGCAAAACCAAAUCUAAACAAAUUAAGUUUCUAAAUUAUAUCGUUACACUUACGUCGUUACCCAUAAUAAAAUACAUAUUGUAUUUUCUUAAUUUAUACGAAAACAUUAUUAAUCCAUUCACAACGAAAUUUCUUCGGCAAAGCAAUAUUAUUGUACUUAUUUUUCAAUAGGUAUAAAACGAUAUAUAUACUUAUUUAUGAAAAACAAAAAUAUUUGAACGUCUGCCUUGAUUUAAAUAUUAGAUACAUAUAUAUUAUAUAUUAAUGCUUGAACUUGUUUUUAGUCAAAAUUAUUACAGUCGGCUAAUUAAGUAAUUGUUUGAGCUUCUAAUUAUAUGAUGACGUCUUAUAAAUGUCCGGUGCGUGUUAAUUACCAGUAACUUCCAAUGGUCUUCACUUUUAUAGAGAGUUCUGUGUGUGUCAGUAUUUUCUCUCUUCGACAAAAAAGCAGCAAAAUUAAUGGAGUGCCUUACGUAUUUAAUAUGAUAUGAAAUUAGGAUGGAUGAAUAUUAUUCUAGCAUAAUUUGACGAAACACCAUAAAAUAAUAGCGUAAUAAAACUUCUUUUGAACCGUUUCAUUAAUAGUAGAUAAUGUAAUAAACUUAAUAAAAGUUAUUUAAUAAUAAUUACAAUUAAAUAUUAUACAAUUACAAAGGUACCUAUAAAUAAUAUACAUUUAAUACCUACACCUAAAUUUAUCAUGAUGUGCACUAACACAGUAAUUUGGAAUGAAUUACUUUGAUUGUAGAUUGAAGGUUUUUGUGGUACAAGGUUCAUGACGUUCGUCUUUUCCAAUUAUGUUCAACGUAGUUUGUAGUUCUUAAGAUUCUAGUCAAUGGAGUUCCAUUUUCUUCCUAAAUGUUAGUUAUUAUUUAUAUCUAAAUAUAUUUACGUAUCAAUUAAUGAAAUUUGUAGCGGAUAACAUGUCUGCCGCAUACAGAUUAAGUUAUUGUUGACUUGCAGAUCAAAUAUGUUAUUUUAUACUUAAUGAAAUCUUCUUUUCUAUAGUUAAGAAAUACUUGGUUAUUAUGAUAAUAAGAUAAAAGUAGUCUGUGCCACAUAAUAUGUAUAUACGAUAUUAUACAUCUCCGUAGAUAGUCCUAUUGUUAUUUGUUUUAAGUAUUAGGGACAUAAUUUUACUGUAGAAGUAUGUAAAGACCGUAAAUUAAAGUAUAAUAUAUAUUUAGGUGUUCCACGAAUAGAGCUUCCCGAUUAUCCCACAACUGUGUCUACCAUUGCAGUUAGUUUGUCAGAGUCUUUUAUUAUUGUGAUACGUAUGAAUUUAAUUUCCCAUACAAAAUACAGUAGUUGUUAUUUUUAGAGUAAUUAUGUAUAUCGUCUACAUGAACAAAAUAUAGAGACAGGUUAUAUUUCAAGUAUCUAUCUAUUUUAAUUUAACAGCUAUAAUUAAAUUCAAUGAUGAAGUUAAUAUAUGAGUAAUAUAAACAUUUAUUUUCAUAUGAAGAAAAAAAUAGAUAGAUACUAUUGAAGGUAUGAUGGAAAGUUCUUAUGACUAUGGUUACAGCCACUCCUGAUAAUAUUGAAAGUAAAAAUUAAGGAAUAUUAUGUAUAGGUACAUUGAGUAUUUAUAGUACUAACGUGCUAGAGAAGGUACAGUGCAAAAACAUCAUGCGUUUUCCGCGUACCGAAAGGAAUGUUUUUUGCACUUAUUUACACUUUUUGAAAUACAUUUGUCAUUUUAGAGAGCUGCACUGCAGUUUUAAGAAAGACAUUUUGUCAGCGAAAGUUUUUUAUUACCUAGGAAUAAUACCUAAAUCCAGUGAGCUCAUAAUGCUUAAUGGGUAUCAUGGGCACGAGAGUUCUGUGCUAUUUGUGGGUUCGUUCGUGUAUACUAGGCAACCGUUACCCUUCCUUACUAUGGCCCAUACUGUAUUUGCUACACAAAUGAAUUGUUCUGGCAGAUGUACAAUGAAUGACUUUAGUAAAGUGUGGUGAUAUCACCGUAAUUAAUUGAGAUAGGGUAUCAAGUACGGUGUCUUCUCUAGACGUUUAUAUAUAAUAUCGCAAUGACAUUACAGUAAAAAAAAUCAAUUUGAUGAUAAUAUGCUGGUAAUGCUUCAUGUGGAAGUUAUAUGAUAGUUAGAAAUAGACUGCCUACAUUUGAGUAGGAGUUAAGGUGUGGUAUUUCCGUACACUGAAAAUUUGUAUGGCAAUAAAGUAUUUUCAUACAUAUUAAAUUAAAAAUAAUGUGGGGUGAAACACAUAUUCUCAUUAUUAUAGUCUAUUGUAAUUUGAAGUAGUCCGAGUCAAAGAUAUUGUCAAGUGUCGUAUCAAUUUUUAAUCGGUUAUAGUUUUUAUUUCGAUCGGUUAUAAUAAAAAUACGUAUAUUUUUGUUGAAAAAUUAGGCCAACAAAAUUUAGAUACUUAAGUGAAUUUAUUGAGACAGCAAAGUACUGAAGAAAAGUAUAAAAAAGAUUAUUAUAUAUCUAUCUAGCUAUAAUUAUCUAUUAUUAAUCUUGUAAAUAAUUAAUUAUAUUUUGAACGUUUCACUCAUAUCAAUCAAUCUAGAUCAACUGUUUUAUUAGCAAAUUUUAAGGUUUUGAA
Messenger RNA from Achroia grisella, 5345 nucleotides. RefSeq lists its product as uncharacterized. The record is from RefSeq and is a predicted model, not a curated record. NCBI's taxonomy places the organism in Eukaryota, Metazoa, Arthropoda, Insecta, Lepidoptera, Pyralidae. Bases 464 to 1411 code for a protein of 315 amino acids. The transcript has 5 exons.